Messenger RNA from Perca flavescens (yellow perch), 3634 nucleotides. RefSeq names its product CREB regulated transcription coactivator 1a (gene crtc1a). The record is from RefSeq and is a predicted model, not a curated record. Gene Ontology annotation, biological process: positive regulation of transcription by RNA polymerase II; protein homotetramerization. The transcript has 15 exons. Gene Ontology annotation, molecular function: cAMP response element binding protein binding. Lineage: Eukaryota; Metazoa; Chordata; Actinopteri; Perciformes; Percidae. Gene Ontology annotation, cellular component: nucleus; cytoplasm. Bases 68 to 1822 code for a protein of 584 amino acids.
UUGUGUGUCCUCACUUCGUGUCUCUUGACACUGACCAUUGAAGGAAAACGGAGCAGAAGAGCGAAACAUGGCGACUUCGAACAAUCCGCGGAAAUUCAGCGAGAAAAUCGCUUUGCAUAACCAGAAGCAGGCUGAGGAGACAGCGGCGUUUGAAGAAGUGAUGAAAGACCUCAGCAUUACCAGGGCAGCGAGGUUACAGUUGCAGAAAACUCAGUACUUGCAGCUGGGACCCAACCGUGGGCAGUACUAUGGAGGUUCUUUGCCAAAUGUCAAUCAGCUUGGAAACAGCGCUAUGGAUAUGUCUUUCCAGAAUUCAGGACUGGACACGAACAGAUCGACGCGACACCAUGGGCUGGUGGACAGAGUCUACCGGGACCGGAGCCGCAUCACAUCCCCCAACCAAAAACCCCUGUCUUUUGACAAACAUGGACGCCAGAUUGACAGCUGUCCAUAUGGUUCAGUGUAUCUGUCACCACCACCCGAUACCAGCUGGAGGAGGGCAAACUCUGACUCAGCACUGCACCAGAGCACAUUGACUCCUGUCCAGCAGGUCUCUUUCAUCGGAGGAUCACAGGAGCUCCAGUCAAAAAGAGUUCUCCUGCUCACUGUACCAGGGGCUGAAGCAAUUAAACAAGAGGUUGAUGAAGAUGGACAAAACCAGAACUGGGAUUGCAAAAAGAACAUUUCAAGGUCCAAGCUCUGCAAAGUUCCAGGGAUCCACAUAUUCCCGUCUCCGGAGCAGCAGUUGACCACUUCACUAAAGCCAGCAGCCCACAACACUGGCGGUUCUCUUCCUGACCUGACCAACAUCCAGUUUCCUCCUCCGCUUCCCACCCCGCUCGACUCAGAUGAUGCAGUGGCCGCCUCGUUCAGCUCUUCCAACAGCACGCACGCCCUGGCUAACACGCAAGGAGUGAACACCUCUCAGCCCACAGUAACCAUGGAAAUGCAGCCUGAGCAGGACGACAUGGUUCCUCUUAUCCUGAAUGCAGGAGACUCCCACCAGCACCAGAACCUGCAGCUCUCCCCAACAUCUCCACCUCUCACCCUCACUCAGGCGGCCAUCAACGCCAUGAACCUUGAGCAGCAGCUGUCCCAGUAUGCCUUCUUCAACCAGCAGCCGUCGUCCCAGACCCACCAGAGCCAGCAACAGACAGGUCUGGUCCAGCUGCAGUCCUCCGUGAACUGCUGCUCCACGUCAGACAAUCAGACGUCGUCACAACAUGACAUGACCAUGGACAUGAACACGGCCUCCUCCCUCCAACAGUACCGCAGUAGGGUCGGAUCCUCUGCCAAUCAGUCUCCAACCUCCCCCGUCUCCAAUCAAGGCUUCUCACCUGGAGGCUCGCCUCAACAUAACUCCAUACUGGGCAGCGUGUUUGCAGACUUCUACGACCAGCAGCUCCCGUCGAUUCAGGCCAGUGCUCUCUCACAACAGUUGGAACAGUUCAACAUGAUGGAAAUCCCCAUCAGCUCUGACAGCCUGUAUAACCAGACCUCCACCCUCAACUACUCCCAGGCACUUAUGAUGGGUUUGACUGGCCAUUGCAACCUUCAGGACUCGCAGCAGCUGGGCUACAGUAGCCAUGGCAACAUCCCUAACAUCAUUCUCACAGUGAGCGGAGAGUCUCCACCCAGCCUGCCCAAGGACCUGACUGGCUCGCUGUCCACAGAUGUCAGCUUCGAUGUCGACUCUCCGUUCCCGCUGGACGAUCUGAAAUUCGACCCGCUGACGCUCGAUGGCCUGCACAUGCUCAACGACCCGGACAUGAUCCUCGCUGACGCCGCCACAGAGGACGCGUUCCGCCUUGACCGGCUCUAACCACACCACCACCACAUGCUCAUGCACAGGUGUGUGAAUGCUGCUGCCCUGGAGGGGGGGGGAGGGGUUCGCACUAGAGAGGAUAAAACCCAAACGGAGCAGAUUUCUGCAGUGUGCUGGUCGAGACCUCGUCUGGGCAGAGCAUCGCCUCCACACCAACCAACCCAAUCAAAACCCCACAAGAGAGCUUUUAAAAGAAACAUGCGAUGUAAUGUUUUUAAAACCGGAAAGAUGGUUUACGACAGAUGACACUCCCGUUAUGGUAUGAAUGAUGUUCGUGUUUCUGUCACUGCUUUUUGCGUGCGCAAAUGGCACAUUCGAUUUUGAUUUAUUUAGAUGCUUAGUUUUCAUUUCGAGGGAGCUUGAUGGAAAUAUCAUGAGGGCGGUCUCUUAUUCUCCAUCGGUGACUGACUAAACCAAGUCUGCAGAGCAAACCCAUAACAAUCUACCUGUCACACCCCUGUUAAUACAGAGUAGCUAUAUGAAUCAGAGGAAACACCUGUCAAGUUUGACCUCCCUCUGUGCCAAGCUGGUUGCUCUCAGUAAAACAUAUAGUUUGGAUAUUUAUGUAGUGCUAUUCCCUGUGUAGUGUGUCAUAGAAGCCAAAGUCAGGCCUGGUUUGAUUAUGCCCAAAUUUCCUUUAAAGUCCUGAGUGACGGUCACUAUUUUGCCACCUAAGUUAUUUUCAGGAGAUGCAGAUUUUUUUGUUUUUUUUUACCGUGGUAAAUAGCAGUCAUCAGUUAUGCAUGAAAUCACAAAUCACUGUGCAUACUUGUUUUGCCUUAGUAGCUUGACAUUUUGGUUUUCAUGCAAAGAUGACUAAUAUGUAAAUGAGAAGAAGAAAAAAGUUAAUUGUCAAGAGUCAUUUUUACUGUUUCACAGGUGGUUUGGCCUACGUGAUUCAACGUUGCAUUACUGUAGUUGUACUUUUGGGGUGCGCUGAUCUUUAUUCAUUACUUCAUCCAUCAUGACCAUGUCAUUUUGUCAUUCACUCAGUCAAAUCUAAAUGGAUAUAUGAGUCCUCUGUUAUGAAAUAGGUGUUAACAGGCUUGUUUUGUUUUAUAUUUUAAAUGUACAGAAUGUGAUUAGAUUUUGCGUAAAUGGUAUCUAUGCAAAACUACAGCGAUUGGCUGAGGACUGUAAAAUAAAACGGAUAAAAUGAACCCUUACUAAAGGAAGCCAGUGUGCACGGUUCUUAUAGAAUGCACAGUGCCAUCUGAUAUUUCUUUUUACUACUUUUUGCAUUUUCCUUUCAGACUAGAGAAUAAAACCUCAGUUCGUGUGUCAUACAGUAGAAACUCUCCUGGAUUACUCCCAAAGAUGUGACCUCAGUGUAGUUGAAACAUAUAUAUAUUUUUCCAGACAAUUGAACUGCCUCUAUACUACAUAGAACAGCAUUGUUGAUGCAAUGAGAAUGUAUUUAGGUCACAUCUGUAAAGUUGUGUUGUUGCCAUCUUGUCAUCCUCAUUGCCUCUCAUAUCUAGCCUUCAUGGACUGUAGGACCAAAAUAGUUGUCACCUGUUUGUUUUGUUUUUCUCCCUGCAAAGGAAAUGGGGCGUACUGUUUUACGUUUUAUAUAUUAUUACUUUGGUUUCCUUGGCACUCUAGUGACACUAAUAUAUCCGUUCCUCGUCACGCUGGUGUGUCUGUGCCCCUUGUCAAUUUGUUCAAUGUCUCUCCGGGCUCUGGUUCUGCUUUUAUAUGGCUUUGUGUAUUUGCUGUUUCAAAAAAAAAAAAUCAGUGAAUCAAUUAUAACUGUGUCCCAUCUCUCAUAUUGCACUUUAUGCAUUUAUUUAAAACAGAUUUAUGAGA